CCCGGUGUGAUUGGACCUGACCAGAACCCGGGGACAGCGAGUCGGAGCCGGAGAGAAGCGAUAAACCCCCAGGAACCGAGCCCCGACCGUGUUAGCCUGCUAGCUCCCUGACAGCCGUCAGCUGAUGACAACACUCAGACUCCACCAUGGAUAUCCGACCAAACCACACCAUUUACAUCAACAACAUCAACGAUAAAGUCAAGAAGGAAGAGCUGAAGCGGUCGCUGUACGCGCUCUUCUCCCAGUUCGGUCAGGUCAUCAACAUCGUGGCCCUGAAGACCAUAAGGAUGAGGGGGCAGGCCUUCGUCGUCUUCAAGGAGCUGGCCGCCUCCACCAACGCGCUGAGGCAGCUGCAGGGUUUCCCUUUCUACAACAAACCCAUGAGGAUACAGUACGCAAAGACGGACUCAGACGUGAUCUCCAAGAUGAAGGGCACGCACAGCGACAAGGAGAAGAAAAAGGAGAAAAAGAAGAAGGCUCUAGAGCCGGCACUAAACGCCACGAAGAAGCCGACAGCGGUGUCCACUGGACUAGGUCACACACCUGCAGUACAGGUCCCAGACAACCCACCCAACUACAUCCUGUUCCUCAGCAACCUCCCCGAGGAGACCAACGAGAUGAUGCUGUCCAUGCUGUUCAACCAGUUUCCUGGUUUCAAAGAAGUGCGUCUGGUCCCGGGAAAACACGACAUCUCCUUCGUGGAGUUUGAGAGCGACACCCAGGCGGGCGUGGCCAAAGACGCGCUGCAGGGCUUCCGGAUCACAGCCACCUGCGCCAUGAAGAUCACCUACGCCAAGAAGUAGAUCUGCUGCAGGACACAAGAGACUCUGGGGAGGGGGGGGUCUGGUUCCCUGAAACCAAGACAGCCUUGUUUCUUUCUUUUUUUUCUUUUUUUGUUGUUGGUGUUGAGAGGAAGGACGGACCUCAGGACUAUGCUUCAUUUUCUAAAGAAAAGAAUAAAAGUUUUUAGAUAA
Cololabis saira (Pacific saury) is the source of this 974-nucleotide messenger RNA. It is a transcript of the gene snrpb2, whose product is annotated as small nuclear ribonucleoprotein polypeptide B2. Lineage: Eukaryota; Metazoa; Chordata; Actinopteri; Beloniformes; Belonidae. The transcript has 7 exons. Gene Ontology annotation, molecular function: U1 snRNA binding. Gene Ontology annotation, biological process: mRNA splicing, via spliceosome. The record is from RefSeq and is a predicted model, not a curated record. Gene Ontology annotation, cellular component: U1 snRNP. The coding region runs from base 147 to 803 and encodes 218 amino acids.